AAAAAAUGAAACCUUUAAAUACUUCUUAGAUUUAAAAUAAAGAAAACUUGAAAUCAUUUGAAAAAUAAAAAUAUAAGAAGAAAGUUGACCUUCCUGAUUUUGUUUUGAUCUUAUUAUGAGUUAGGAUUAUAAAAUGAGUGGUUCAGACCCACUUUGGAGACAGUGUGCCGUUUGGUUGGAUAAACUCAGAUUAAUCCCUGCUCGACAUCCAUCUCUUAAACCUAACUCUAGACCUCAGGAUCUACUCAACCUUCUCAGAAAUGGAGUUAUUCUCUGCCAAGCUGCACAUUCUCUAGAUCCAAAUAGUAUAGAUCUAACCAAGGUUGUAUAUUCUCCACCAGAAGAUGAUUCUGUCGAGGAUUUUGUUUGUAGGAAUAAUAUCUUCCUGUUCCUGAGAUCAGUGGUUACUCAUUUCGACCUGGAGGAAUCAUUCUUCUUCGACCCAACCUGUCUCUACCAGUACCAGGAUGUUGGCAAGGUUAUACAUAAAUAA
Eurytemora carolleeae is the source of this 493-nucleotide messenger RNA. RefSeq names its product guanine nucleotide exchange factor VAV2. Gene Ontology annotation, biological process: cell migration; regulation of GTPase activity. Gene Ontology annotation, molecular function: guanyl-nucleotide exchange factor activity; protein binding. The record is from RefSeq and is a predicted model, not a curated record. NCBI's taxonomy places the organism in Eukaryota, Metazoa, Arthropoda, Copepoda, Calanoida, Temoridae. The transcript has 3 exons. Gene Ontology annotation, cellular component: cytoplasm. Bases 134 to 493 code for a protein of 119 amino acids.